AGAGGGGCUGUGGCUGAUGCUGCUGCUAGCCUGUAUCCAAGGGGCCAGACAGACAGAGAAGGAGACAGACAGCCUGAAAAUUGGGACCACACAGGCACCACCAUCAUCAUCUCAACACUGAUCUGGAGGAGGGAGCAGCAUUGUGAGGAUCUGAGCUAAUCUCUGGUGAGGAACACAGACACAUUGGAAACAUGACCCUAGCAGCGUACAAAGAGAAGUUGAAAGAGCUCCCCCUGGUGUCUCUGUUCUGCUCCUGCAUCAACCCUCAGACCAUCGACUGUAAGCCCAUAUACAAAGCAGAAGAUGCGGUGGAUCUGGGCUGGUGUGUGAUAAAGGACGUGGAGGUGAUAGAGUUGAACAAGCGUGCGUCGGGCCAGGCCUUCGAGGUCAUCCUGAAGCCCCCGUCGUUCGAUGGCGUCCCAGAGCUCAACGUUACCAUGCCCCAACGCAGAGAACUCUCCAUGGAGGAGAUCCAGAAUAAACUAGAGGCUGCAGAGGAGAGGAGGAAGUGCCAGGAGGCUGAGUUGCUGAAGCACCUGGCAGAGAAGAGAGAGCACGAGAGAGAGGUGAUCCAGAAGGCCUUUGAGGAGAACAACAACUUCAUCAAGAACUCCAAGGAGAAGCUGGAGCAGAAGAUGGAGGCCAACAAGGAGAACAGAGAGGCUCUGCUGGCGGCCAUGUUGGAACGGCUGCAGGAGAAGGACAAACAUGCAGAAGAGGUGAGGAAAAAGGUACUAGCUUUAGCAGAUGCGGUGGAUCUGGGCUGGUGUGUGAUAAAGGACGUGGAGGUGAUAGAGUUGAACAAGCGUGCGUCGGGCCAGGCCUUCGAGGUCAUCCUGAAGCCCCCGUCGUUCGAUGGCGUCCCAGAGCUCAACGUUACCAUGCCCCAACGCAGGGAACUCUCCAUGGAGGAGAUCCAGAAUAAACUAGAGGGUGCAGAGGAGAGGAGGAAGUGCCAGGAGGCUGAGCUGCUGAAGCACCUGGCAGAGAAGAGAGAGCACGAGAGAGAGGUGAUCCAGAAGGCCUUUGAGGACAACAACAACUUCAUCAAGAAGGUCACGGAGAAGCUGGAGCACAAAAUGGAGGUCAACAAGAAGAACAGAGAGGCUCUGCUUGCGGCCAUGUUGGAACGACUGCAGGAGAAGGAAGAACACGCAUUAGAGGUGAGGAAGAAAAAAGAACUGAAGGAGGAGGCCUGCCGUUAGACGAGCGGAAAGAUAGAGGGAGAGAGAACGGAGGAGUGGUUUUGUGUCAUUAAAAAAAACAAGAGAUCAAGACAAUGAGGAAAAAAAAGGAAAACCAAAAGCUGCCCCAUCAGAGCGAUGAAGACAGGAGUUGAUGUACAGUACCAGUCAAAAGUUUGGACACAAAUAUUCAUUGAAGGUUUGUUUUUUUUUUGGUGUUUUUAAA
Messenger RNA from Oncorhynchus gorbuscha (pink salmon), 1410 nucleotides. Its product is annotated as stathmin-4-like. Gene Ontology annotation, cellular component: cytoplasm; neuron projection. The record is from RefSeq and is a predicted model, not a curated record. Bases 192 to 1205 code for a protein of 337 amino acids. NCBI's taxonomy places the organism in Eukaryota, Metazoa, Chordata, Actinopteri, Salmoniformes, Salmonidae. Gene Ontology annotation, molecular function: tubulin binding. The transcript is spliced from 8 exons. Gene Ontology annotation, biological process: microtubule depolymerization; regulation of microtubule polymerization or depolymerization; neuron projection development.